CUCCCUCAUUACAUCAUCUUCAGCCCGUGGCCGCCGUACAGGACUGGGCGCGGCGCGAUCCACUCACCCCGGGGCUCCAGCCCGCUCUCCCGAGUCUCUCCUGGCCCUCCCCGCACCUGCUCCAGGGCCAAGACCGGGAGAGGCCCGCGGGCUAGCUCCCAGAACCCGCUAGGCACAGCUAGCGGACCUCGGCAGCUCCGCCUGAUCCAUUCAUUGAGAGCCGCGUAUUUUCCCGGAGCCCCAGUCCCCCGCCUCCUCCAGCUCGGAGCCGCGGGUAGCGCCAUGGAGAAGAGCAGCGAGACCAACGGCUACCUAGACAGCGCCCAGGCGGGGCCUGCAGCGGGGCCUGGCGCGCGGGGGAGCACGGCCCGACGCGUGCGGCGCUGCGCUGGCUUCCUACGGCGCCACGCGCUGGUGCUGCUCACAGUGUCCGGAGUGGUGGCGGGCGCCGGCCUGGGCGCGGCGCUGCGUGGGCUCAAGCUGAACCGCACACAGGUCACCUACCUGGCCUUUCCUGGAGAGAUGCUGCUCCGCAUGCUGCGCAUGAUCAUCCUGCCGCUGGUGGUCUGCAGCCUGGUAUCGGGCGCCGCCUCCCUUGACGCCAGCUCUCUCGGGCGCCUGGGCGGCAUCGCCAUAGCCUACUUCGGCCUCACCACACUAGGCGCCUCGGCUCUCGCAGUCGCUUUGGCGUUCAUCAUCAAGCCUGGAUCUGGCGCGCAGACCCUUCAGUCCAGCGACCUGGGUCUGGAGGAGACGGGGCCCCCACCGGUCACCAAAGAGACAGUGGACUCAUUCCUCGACCUGGCCAGUUUUAGAUACAAGCCCCUUCAGCUCCUGCUUCUGAAGUGAAUGACCCAUCCUUAUGGCUUAGCGAUCAGUUGGACAGUGCUUGGAGCCUUUCCCUUCACACAGGAUGGCGCUAGGGACUUACCUUCCUUCCCAAGAACUGGGUGAA
Molecule: messenger RNA, 955 nt
Organism: Physeter macrocephalus (sperm whale)
Lineage: Eukaryota; Metazoa; Chordata; Mammalia; Artiodactyla; Physeteridae
Product: neutral amino acid transporter A-like
Exons: 3
Coding region: 283-849 (188 amino acids)
Biological process (GO): L-serine transport; L-glutamate transmembrane transport
Cellular component (GO): plasma membrane
Molecular function (GO): symporter activity; L-serine transmembrane transporter activity; L-aspartate transmembrane transporter activity
Source: RefSeq, a predicted model, not a curated record